This is a messenger RNA of Prosopis cineraria, 909 nucleotides long. RefSeq lists its product as uncharacterized. Lineage: Eukaryota; Viridiplantae; Streptophyta; Magnoliopsida; Fabales; Fabaceae. The transcript is spliced from 3 exons. The record is from RefSeq and is a predicted model, not a curated record. The coding region runs from base 1 to 909 and encodes 302 amino acids.
AUGGAUUACAUGAACCGUAUAUUUAGGCCUUACCUGGAUCAUUUUGUUAUAGUAUUCAUUGAUGACAUUCUGAUAUAUUCUGAAGAUGAAGAGCAACAUGCGAAGCAUUUGAGGAUUGUGCUACAAAUUUUAAAGGACAAUAAGUUCUAUACCAAGCUUAGCAAUUGUGUGUUCUGGCUACGAGAGGUCCGAUUUCUAAGACAUGUUGUGUCAGCAAAAGAGAUUACGGUGGAUCCACAUAAAGUAGAUGCAAUGUUGAAAUGGGAGAGACCUAGUUCUUUUCUCUUCUCUCUGUUUUAUGGUCCUCUCUCCCUCUCAUCUGUGCUCCCUGCUCCUCCUCACACUCUCCGUCUCUGUGCUCGUGCAUCUCUCACUCUCCCUCUCUGUGCUGAUGAUAUAGAACUUAAAACGGAUUUACCAAAUGACGCUGACACACCUAUCACAGAGGAGGCUGACACAGACACUUUACACCAUCUAUCCCUUCAGACUUUUCAGGGCAAUGGCAGCCGUUGCACUAUACGUUUCUCAGGCGCCAUUACUGACAUGAUAGUGCAAAUCUUAUUAGAUGGAGGAGCCUCGGAUAAUUUCAUUCAUCCUUGCAUAGUACAAUGCUUAAAAUUGCCUGUUGAGCAACUUCAACGUCCACUUCAUGUUCCAAUUGGUGAUGGGUUCCACAUGACUGGGGAAGGGUAUGAUAGUCACAUUUCAGUUUCUAUACAGGGCCAGCCCUUAGAUCUAGGGGCCUACGUACUAUCUAUUACAGGAUCCGAUUUGGUUAUUGGCUCGAGCUGGUUAGCCACUUUGGGCAACCGCAUUGCAAAUUAUCACACAGAUACUCUAAAAUGUCUAAUUAAUGAUAGCUUCAUGGUAUCACAGGGGUAUCAUUUGCCCUCACCUCAACCAGUUUAG